UGUUGCUCAAAAUUAUGGCUAAUCCUAUCGCCUCGUGUCUUUGGUUUUUUCUCAUCCUAAUUCUUUUACUGCCAUCAACAAUGGCUGAGUCAGAUAGUUAUAUUAUCCAUAUGGACACAUCAGCCAUGCCGAAAGCUUUUUCUAGCCCUCAUUCUUGGUACUUGGCUACUCUUGCUUCUGUAUUAGACAGUUCAAGUGCUGGAAGCAAAAACACCCUUGCUUCCUCUAAACUAAUCUAUUCUUAUACGAAUGCUAUGCAUGGUUUCAGUGCUAGUCUUUCUCCUUCCGAGUACAAAGCCAUCAAGAAUUCUCCAGGCUAUGUUUCUUCGACGGAGGACAGGACAGUUAAAAUUCACACGACCCACUCAUCCCAUUUCCUUGGCCUAAACUCAAUGUUUGGUACAUGGCCAAAGUCAAACUAUGGCAAAGAUGUUAUCAUUGGUGUAGUUGAUACAGGGGUUUGGCCGGAGAGUAAAAGUUUUGAUGAUGAUGGGAUGAGCCAAGUUCCAUCAAGGUGGAAAGGAAUAUGUCAAACUGGCACUCAGUUUAAUUCUUCAUUGUGCAACAAGAAACUCAUCGGAGCUCGUUACUUCAACAAAGGACUACUUUCUAAAGUGAAAAAUCUUACCAUCAUGAUAAAUUCUGCCCGUGAUACAGAGGGGCAUGGAACUCAUACUUCAUCUACAGCUGCUGGGAGUCAUGUAAAGGGUGCGUCUUAUUUUGGCUAUGCCCCUGGUUUUGCUAUAGGCGUCGCACCAAUGGCUCAUGUGGCUGUGUACAAGGCUCUCUGGGAUGGAGCCGGCACCAUCUCUGAUAUUCUUGCUGCAUUGGAUCAGGCAAUUGCGGAUGGUUGUGAUGUCUUAUCCUUGUCAUUUGGCGCAGUUUCUCCAUUCCCUCUAUAUAUAGAUCCUAUCUCCAUUGCUUCAUUUUCUGCAAUGGAGAAAGGCAUAUUUGUUUCCGUUUCAGCUGGAAAUGAAGGGCCUUUCGAUCAAUCUUUGAGCAAUGAGGCACCUUGGUUUCUCUCUGUUGCUGCUAGCACAGUUGACCGUGACGUUAUCAGGAUAUUAACUCUUGGUAAUGGAGUUUCAGUCACUGGUUUAUCUCUCUACCCUGGGAAUUCUACAAGUGAUAUUUCUGUUAUUCUUGUCAAGAAUUGCUUAGAUAAGCAGGAAUUGCAAAAUGUUACAGACAAAUUUGUGGUCUGUAUUGACAAAAAUGCAUUGGUUGGGAAACAGGUUGAAAGUGUGAGACAUUCAAAUGCUGCUGGUGCUAUCUUCAUAACAAAUGACUUUGUCACUGACUUGGACGAAUACCUCAAAACAGAAUUCCCAUCUGUGUUUUUGAAUUUCCAAGAUGGUGAUCAAGUUUUAAAGUAUGUUAACAGCACUUCUUCACCAAAAGCAAGGAUUGGACUUCAAGGGACACUAAUUGGUGUCGAACGAGCACCAGCUGUCGCGCAUUUUAGUUCGAGGGGGCCAUCAACGACCUGCCCGUUUAUCCUCAAACCUGACCUGAUGGCUCCAGGUCACUUAAUACUAGCUUCAUGGUCUCCACUAUCAUCUGUGAGUCGAUAUACUGAACUUCACAAUAUCUUUAACAUUAUAUCUGGCACAUCAAUGUCAUGUCCACACGCUGCCGGUGUAGCUGCACUUGUUAAAGGGGCUCACCCUGAAUGGAGCCCAGCUGCCAUUCGUUCGGCCAUGAUGACUACAGCGGAUGUUCUAGACAACACACAAAGUCCGAUCCAAGACAUUGGUCGUCCAGAGAAUGCUGCUGCCACUCCUCUUGCUAUGGGAGCUGGCCAUAUCAACCCUAAUAAGGCAAUAGAUCCUGGACUCAUCUAUGAUACAACACCACAAGAUUACAUUAAUCUUCUUUGUGCUCUAAAUCUCACAUCCAAGCAGAUAAAAACCAUCACUAGGUCCUCUUAUUCUUGCCCCAACCCAUUAUUGGACCUAAACUAUCCAUCUUUCAUCGCCUAUUUCAACGUGAAUAGCAGCGAGUUGGAUCCUACAAGAGUACAAGAAUUCAAGAGGACAGUGACUAAUGUCGGAGAAGGUGUGUCGGAAUAUACAGCCGAGCUGACUUCAGUGCCUGGACUUAAAGUCAGUGUUGUGCCUGAAAAGUUGGUUUUCAAAGACAAGUAUGAAAAGCAAAGCUACAAGCUGAGGAUAGAAUGUCCAAAACUAAUGAAUGAUUUUCUGGUUCAUGGUUCUUUAAGCUGGGUGGAAAAGGGAGGUAAAUAUGUGGUUAGGAGCCCCAUUGUUGCCACAAAUUCUAAAGUUUGAUCCUUUGUCAGGAUAGCACUGAUUACUGAAUAUUCCACUCAACAUGUCUUUUGAGAACAUGAUAUGUAAUACAUACUUGUGAAGUGUAGUUCUAUUGUUCACAAUAUUAUUGCCCUGUCAGUUCGAAAAAUAAUUUUCAGAUUAAUGGAUUAA
Messenger RNA from Nicotiana attenuata, 2441 nucleotides. RefSeq names its product subtilisin-like protease SBT1.9. Gene Ontology annotation, molecular function: serine-type endopeptidase activity. Bases 15 to 2288 code for a protein of 757 amino acids. The transcript has a single exon. Lineage: Eukaryota; Viridiplantae; Streptophyta; Magnoliopsida; Solanales; Solanaceae. The record is from RefSeq and is a predicted model, not a curated record. Gene Ontology annotation, biological process: proteolysis.